Molecule: messenger RNA, 540 nt
Organism: Yarrowia lipolytica CLIB122
Lineage: Eukaryota; Fungi; Ascomycota; Dipodascomycetes; Dipodascales
Source: RefSeq, a predicted model, not a curated record
AUGUCUGAAGUUGCCGAACUGCGAAUGGAGAUGGAGCGCGAGCUGGAGCUGCUGCGUAGCGAGGUGGACGAGCUCAAGUCGCAGCUGAUCCAGCAGGACGCGGAGCGACACGAGGCCCAAAAGAAUCAGGGCGAAACAAACAUCACCAAAGAGAAUGUCACGGCGGCCGGAGUCCUGUCUAUUCUGUUGCUGCUUGGAUCAAUGGGACCGGGAUGGUACAUGGGAUUCAGCGUCAUGUUUAGUGAGGGAGAUGGCACCGGAAUUGGGCUGGUUAUGGCCAACAUGUUCCUGCCAGUGUUGAUCCUUAUAGUGACGUGGGUGCUACCGCUGAUGGACCGUGAUCGGCUCAUCCUGGAAGCCAUCAUGUUGCUGGGUUACGGCUCCUUCAUGAUCUACGAAAUGACCAAGAGUGUGUGGUCACCGCUGGCCCAGAUUCUCAUGGUCAGCGCAGCCAUCUUUCUGCGACAUCUGCAUCAGAACGAGAUUCAUCGAAGAAAACAGGGCCUUCCUGUUUCCGUUGAUCUGGGUGAUGAUGUUUAG